Molecule: messenger RNA, 3140 nt
Organism: Zalophus californianus (California sea lion)
Lineage: Eukaryota; Metazoa; Chordata; Mammalia; Carnivora; Otariidae
Gene: CFAP99
Product: cilia and flagella associated protein 99
Exons: 16
Coding region: 279-2120 (613 amino acids)
Source: RefSeq, a predicted model, not a curated record
GCAUUCUGGGGCGUGUAGUCUUUCCGCUGGCAGCUCCGGUGCUUGCGGCCGGUUGCUAGGUGACGACAUCCAAACUGCACUCUUGGGCACACCCCCUGCCCCGGCUGGUGGCGGAGGUCCUGGCUGGGCCGGAGUGAAGUCGGGGACCCGCCUGGAUUCGUGAGACCUGCCUCACCCGCUGGCCCUGGCAUCUGCGGUGGCGGCGGGUGGGAGUGGGACGGGAGGUUCGGCGGCAGGAGCGCCCACGAAGCCGACCAACAGGGUCCUGCCCUGGGAAGAUGGCCUACUACAGAAAAUGCAUUGAAACUGUCAUUGAGCAAUUGAAUAAAUUUAAGCCUGAGAAGGACAGUCCUGAGCAGUUCCUGGAGGCUGCAUCCACCGCCCUGCAGACUCUGAGCCUCCAGAAGCAGGCGUUCAUUUUGGAGGUGCUGUCCGGGUGCCUCGAGUACCGGAAGUUGCUGGCCGUGGUGGUAGAUGCCUUCUACGUGCGGGCCGGCUGGCUCUGCCCACGGGCCGACUACAACCUCUUCGAGGUGAUCUGCUACCUGGCCACGUUCCAGCUGGAGGAACUCGGCUUUCAGCUCUUCUGUGACAUUGUCCGGGCCCAGCCUGUGGACAAGAUGCACAAGUUCCUCGGGUUCUUCUUCAAUCCCCUAAACCUGUGCUCGUGGAUCAAGGAUGAGUGGAGCCUCAUCUAUGAGACCGCCCACGUGAGAGAGAACUGGAUCGACCCCUUGAUGAGAUGGCAGCCGGAGGUCCAGGAGCUGAUCCACCAGCUGGAGGAAGUGAUGGCCAUUCAGCCCCCUCUUUCAAAGACCAAGGCCAAGGUCACAGAGCCCAAGGAGUUCAACCUGACUGUCCCCCGGCCCCGCGCCAUUCCAGUUCCCGAGCUGGUCCCUGUCAUGGCCAAGUCAAAACCAAUCCCCAGGAGCACCUACCAGCCGCCCAAGGAGAGGCAGUUGCUAGAGAUGACCAAGAGAUUUAAUCGCUGGAAGGCCGAGGAGCUGCUGCUAAAGGCGAACAUCGAGGAGAUGCGGUGUGCGGUGCCCAGGUCCCGGGGGGAGCCCCUGAUGCAGGACUCCAAGAAGAAGCUGCAGCUUCAUUUCAUGCCCCGAAUCCUUAAGACUCCAAAGCUGACCUUCUACAAGCCCAGUGAGGUCCCGGUCAAGCUGAACACUGCUGCCAUCCUCCGAGAAGGGUCUUUAUACCAGCGGCAGGUGGAGAAAGAGCUGCAGAGGGUGGAUACGCUUGUGGACGGGGCCAGGGACUUCUCUGAGUUCCUCCAGUGGCAGAAGGAGAUGCAGGCGAAGGACCGGGAGGAGGAACUGGCCACAAGCGCGUGCCGGAGGCUGCAGGGGAAGCUGAGCCGCGAGGAGGCCAUCCUGGCCCGGCAGCACCUCGCGCAGGAGAACAAGCAGAAGGCCGACCAGAAGAAGGAGGAGAUGGCUGAGCUGAAGCAGCAGUGUGCUGAGAGGCGCCUCCAGGAGGAAAGGUCCAUGAAGGAGCUGGUGGAGCAGGUGACAGAGGUGCAGAAGAAUGUUAAGCUGGCUCAGAUGAAGCUCCUGAAGGGCCGAAGGCAGAUAGUUCAGGAGGUGAUAGAGGAGAGCCGGGAGCUGCUGCAGCGCACCAUACAGGCAGCCAAGGAGGAGCAGAAGGAGCGCUGCGAGCUCGUCUCCCAACUUCGAGCCCUGGAGACCCAGCCCGUGCGCAAGGGCAAGCUCGUGGACCUGACCCAGAUCCCUGGGUAUGGCCUGGAAGGGGAGAUGUCUGUGGUGGAGCUUCGUGAGCGGCUGGCCCUGCUCAAGGAGACCCAGCGGCGCGAAGAGGAAGAGAAGCGAGACCAGAUCAUCCAGGGAAAGCGCACCAGAAGCCAGGAACUGCAGAAUACGGUGGAGCAGAUCUCACUGUGCCGCGCGGCCAUGGGGAGGUCUGCGGCCUUGAGGUGGGAGGAGAAGAAAGCCCGGUCUGCGGCCCCGGGGACGCCCUCCCGGGACGAGCGCGUGCUGGAGCUGCAGCGCAAGAUCGAGGAGAAGGUGGCGGAGCGCCGCCGCACGCAGGCAGCCCUGAAGCCGGUUUCGGCGCCGGGACCCGCGCGCCCUAAGCCAUGGGAAAUACACUGAUGGAUCAGGACAUGCCUGAUGCAGGAGUUUGGUCUUCAAGCUGGUAGCAGUUCCAGCCUCAGGACAUGGAGGAAGAAGGGUCAUCUCUCCCUGGUGGCUCUCUCAGGAGGGUUGUCUGUCCUCAAGGCCUUGUGUGAACUUCUGCUCCAGUCUCACUGGCCUGAAUUGAACAAGCUCUGCGGAGCCAGUUCCUGCAGUGGGGGAAGGUCUUUAUCGGUGCCCAAAACAAGCACUGUGGCAGGAGGAGGGGAGAAUAACCCUUCACCUCUCCAACUGGCUUCUCGAGCAGAGGCGGGGAGGUGCUAUUGACAAUGAUGCUGGUUGGCAGGGCACACCAACGUCCCUAACUGCCCUUUUGGACCGGGCAGCUGCUCAGAGUACCUGGAGCUUCUGCUCCAUACCAACCUGAGGGGGAAUAGGUCUUGGGCCAUCCCCUGAGGUUGUGGCCUGAGGGCAGGCCUUAUGUUCUAGAUUGAUGGCAAAAUGUCUCCAGUAUCCAGGUCUCCUGCCUCGUGACCUCCCACUAAGAGGCAGUCUAUUUCCUUCAGUCCUUGAAUCUGGGCUGACUUGUGUUGGCCAAUAGGGUGCAGCAAAAGUGGCUGGGCCUCAUGUGGCCUUGGAGCUCCCUCUUGUUCUCUUGGAACCCUGCCCAGCCCCAGCGUGAGCAUGUCCAGGGUGGCCUGCUGGGAUGAGACACCAUAUGAGGCCAGCCAGUUGUCCCAGCAGAAGCCAUCCUCACCCAUAUGACAAACCAGCAGAACCCAACAGGUGAGGCCAGCCGGAACCUGAACCCUCUCCCUGCCCCCACUAACUUGUAGAGUCAUUAACAGUAAAUGCCUGUUUGUUCAAAGCACAUACAAGAGCCUUUAAAAAAAAAAAAAUGUUUUUUUUUUUAAUUUAUUUUGGGAGGGGGGAGCAUCCGGAGCUGGACGUGGGGCUUGAUCCCACAACCCUGAGAUCAUGACCUAAGCUAAAACCGGGAGUCGAACACUUAACAGACUGAGCCACCCAGGCAACCCC